This is a messenger RNA of Lynx canadensis (Canada lynx), 1812 nucleotides long. It is a transcript of the gene NSG1, whose product is annotated as neuronal vesicle trafficking associated 1. Gene Ontology annotation, cellular component: membrane; endosome. NCBI's taxonomy places the organism in Eukaryota, Metazoa, Chordata, Mammalia, Carnivora, Felidae. The coding region runs from base 75 to 635 and encodes 186 amino acids. Gene Ontology annotation, molecular function: clathrin light chain binding. The record is from RefSeq and is a predicted model, not a curated record. The transcript is spliced from 5 exons. Gene Ontology annotation, biological process: G protein-coupled dopamine receptor signaling pathway; clathrin coat assembly; endosomal transport.
CGCGGAGGCUCGCGGCGCGCUCGGAGCCAGACCUGCGAGCCGGCGUGGGCGCUAGCCUCGGGUCUCCCGGAACGAUGGUGAAGUUGGGGAACAAUUUCGCGGAGAAGGGCACCAAGCAGCCGCUGCUGGAGGAUGGCUUCGACACCAUCCCCCUGAUGACGCCCCUCGAUGUCAAUCAGCUGCAGUUCCCGCCCCCGGACAAGGUGGUGGUGAAAACUAAGACCCAGUACGAGCCCGAUCGCAAGAAGGGCAAAGUGCGCCCUCCCAAGAUAGCCGAGUUCACCGUCAGCAUCACCGAGGGGGUCACCGAGAGGUUUAAGGUCUCCGUGCUGGUCCUCUUUGCCCUGGCCUUCCUCACCUGCGUCGUCUUCCUGGUCGUCUACAAGGUGUACAAAUAUGACCGUGCCUGCCCUGAUGGCUUCAUCCUCAAGAACACCCAGUGCAUUCCAGAAGGCUUGGAGAGCUACUACGCGGAGCAAGACUCCAGUGCCCGGGAGAAGUUUUACACCGUCAUCAACCACUACAACCUGGCCAAGCAGAGCAUCACACGCUCCGUCUCACCCUGGAUGUCGGUUCUGUCGGAAGAGAAGCUGUCCGAGCAGGAGACCGAAGCCGCUGACAAGUCAGCUCAGUGAGACGGGCAGGUUCCUCACAAUGUGUCACUCGAAGGUAACAAAGGGACUUGGAGGGACGUUUCGUUAAAUAUAAUUACCGAUAAUUUAGAGGUUACUCAUUUAUGGUGCAACCGCUUCUGUUUGCUAAUGCUGCUUUGCCAAUAAAACUUGCUGCCGACCGCUCAUGGGCAUAAGAUCAAGUGCAUAUCAGCAUUGCUUAAAGAGCUGUGACACCACGUUCCAUGUUAAGGAAUCUUAAUUUAGCUGCUUUACUGGGAUUUAUGGGAUGCCAUGAGAAAGUAAAUUUACACUGGAUAUGCAAGGGGUUUGGAUUCAGAUAAAUAAUGCGUUUCGUGGAAUCAAUUUUUUUUUUUAUUGCCCUCCCCCUCCCCACUGCACUGCUGUUUGCAAACCUUACUCCACAGCCAUAUUUAGACGGGUCCCCACUUGGUUAAGAGCAAGCUGUACUUCAGAUUUCUUCCCACCUUCAAUCAGGCGGCAGCCGGGCCAUCACCAUGAUGUAUGGCAGUGAGAGGUGCAGAGAAGGAAGGAAAUGGGACGUCCGGUAGGGGGUGCGCCCUUCCCUUCCCCGCGCCCACUCCGAAGCGGCCGAGUGUCCCGCAGGAGGGCCCGCUCGGGAGGCUCUAUUCCGCCCCCUGGAGCUGGCUGGAACCUUGGCGCGGAGAGCACCGUGCUUCAGGCCGGCGCAUGUAGACCGGGUCCAGUGUCCCAGCACGUGUGGUGAGGGGCUGUGGGAGGACCCUGGGCCACGGGCCUGAGGAAGUCCGGGCCCCUGUAGGUAGUCCGUCUGCUCUGUGACGUGUUGAAUAGGAGCGACACCCUUUGGUCUUUUUUGUUCUGUCCUGUUAAUGAAUAAAUUUGCACCAACAGCCCUGUUAGCGAGUUAGUUUUUAAGACCUUAUUUGUGUUGGCAAAGUCAAAAUGUAAUUGCUGGGAAGCCAAGACUGAUUUUUAUUUUGUGAACUAGAAAUCUUUUCACGUAAGAAGCAGGCAGGGGAGGCUGGGAGGGGCUGGCGUGGCAACUUGCAGAUCCAAUGAGGACAUUUCAAUUCACGAUCUUUGUAAAGAAGUUACAUUUCAAGCUGAAUCUUGACAUUAAAGGAUAUGUUUACAAAAUUGCCAGUUAGCUAAGCUACGUGUGUAAAACCAUUAAAUGGAAACAAGGCAUCCGCAGACA